Messenger RNA from Zonotrichia leucophrys gambelii, 2329 nucleotides. RefSeq names its product serine/threonine kinase 32A (gene STK32A). Gene Ontology annotation, biological process: protein phosphorylation. The record is from RefSeq and is a predicted model, not a curated record. NCBI's taxonomy places the organism in Eukaryota, Metazoa, Chordata, Aves, Passeriformes, Passerellidae. The transcript is spliced from 13 exons. Gene Ontology annotation, molecular function: ATP binding; protein kinase activity. The coding region runs from base 221 to 1405 and encodes 394 amino acids.
UGCCCGGCCCGGCCCGGCCGCCUCCUGGCCGCCGCUGCUCUCCUCUCCUCUCCUCUCGUCCCGCAGGCUGUGCCGUCCCCGCGCUCCGCUGCCCAGGAUGCGUCAGCAGGAGCUGCCAAGGUCUGGCAGGGCUGACCCGCAGCAGAACUGAACCAGAGGCUCCGAGUGUGGGAGCAGAGCCCAGAGGAGCAGAGAGCGCUGAGCCGGGGCUGGGCGCACCAUGGGGGCGAGCACCUCCAGCAGGUCACCCCCCUUUGAUGGCAACGGGGAUGUUACCUUCGACCAUUUUGAGAUUUUGCGAGCUAUUGGGAAGGGCAGCUUUGGAAAAGUCUGUGUGGUGCAAAAGACUGACACCAAGAAGAUGUACGCCAUGAAAUACAUGAACAAACAGAAGUGUGUGGAGCGAAAUGAAGUGAGAAAUGUUUUCAAGGAGCUGCAGAUUAUGCAGGGCCUGGAACACCCUUUCCUGGUUAAUUUAUGGUACUCAUUCCAGGACGAAGAGGAUAUGUUCAUGGUGGUUGACCUGCUGCUCGGAGGGGACCUGCGCUACCACCUCCAACAAAACGUGCGGUUCCAAGAGGCCACUGUGAAACUCUUCAUCUGUGAGCUGGUGCUGGCCCUUGACUACUUGCAGAGCAGGCACAUCAUCCACAGAGAUAUCAAGCCCGACAACAUUUUACUGGAUGAGCGCGGACACGUGCACGUCACUGAUUUCAAUAUUGCCACCAUGCUGACCAAGGAGAGCCCUGUCACCACCAUCGCUGGCACCAAGCCCUACAUGGCGCCUGAAAUGUUCAGCUCCACAAAACCCACCAGCUACUCCUUUGCCGUGGACUGGUGGUCGCUGGGAGUCACUGCCUACGAGCUGCUCCGAACCCGGCGGCCGUACCACAUUCGGUCCAACGCUUCCCCGGGCGACAUCGCUCGCGUGCUCCGGACGGCGGCGGUGGCGUUCCCGGCGGCGUGGAGCCCGGGCAUGGUGGGGCUCCUCGGGAAGUUGCUCGAGCUGAACCCCGAGAAACGUUUUUCUCAGCUCAAGGACAUCCAGUCCUUCCCGUACCUGUCUGAUGUGAACUGGGAUGCUGUUCUCCAGAAAAGAAUACUGCCAGAAUUCAUUCCCGUGAAAGGCAGACUGAACUGUGACCCAGCCUUUGAACUGGAAGAAAUGAUCCUGGAAUCCAAACCUCUUCACAAAAAAAAAAAGCGCUUGGCUAAGAAGGAGAAAGACACAAGCAAAAUCAAUUCAUCCCAGGCCAGCCACCUCCAGAAGCACCUGGAAAUGCUCCAGAGAGACUUCAUUGUUUUCAACAGAGAAAAGGUAAGACCUCACUGUGACAGCAUCCAAGAGACCAUGACAAAAAGUGGCGGCCCACACAGGGAGGACAAUCAGAACAUCAGCCUCUGAGAGCAGCUCAGCCCCUGCAGGGGACUCCUCGUGGCACUGGGGCUCACCAUCCACCUUCACAAUGCCAGGCCGUGCCAGCAGCCCAGGGCACAGAGGAGAGCUGGGGCUCCCCUCCCUCAGCUCAUCCCCACAGCCCAAGGGCCCAUGAGAGGCUGUGGGGGCUGCCUUGCAAUGGGCACAGCUGGUCAGACAGAUCCUGUCAUGUUGCCUUUCCUGAGGGCAGGAACGCCACCACAAGACAAUGGACAAGACAGCUUUCGCUACUUUGGCUCGGCUGGCAGGUGCCACAGCCCUUGGUGCCACCAUGCAGGCAGCUGCUGCCCCGUGCUGAGGGGUGCCCACAGCUGUGCCACAGGGCUCUGCAGGUGUUGGCAUUCCCACGGAUGGGCUCAUGGCUGCUUCCCCAGCAGGAAGAGGUGGCUCCCACAUGCAUGAUCUUCACCAAUGCAUUGUGACAAAAGUGGCCUUUGCUUACAGACAGCGCCUGCAAACAUCCUGUGAGGGGGCACAGGAGGCUGGAGAGGAGCUCCUUCCUUAGCUGCGAGGAGGCAGCAAAGGCUUCCUGCCCGUUUAGUGCUCUCUCCAUGGACCCAGCAGGGCUGGCAUGGUUGGUGGCCAGUGUGCAGACAGAUGUGCACACCAAGCUGUAACAACCAGGUGCUGGUGAAUCCAGAUGCUUUACCAGUCUAGCCUGAAAAAUACAUUCACCAUCAUGAUAAAACUGCUGCAGCUCACUGAAUCUGAUGGAGCUUGGCUUCCAAAAUCAGAUGGGAAUUUAAAUGUAUAUUUUGAAUGUCUCUACCACUGAAAUCACACUUGAUUUAAGCAGGAACUGUCCUCAGGAACCGUGAGGAUAGCCUUCCUGGGAAUGAUGAGUCCAAGGCAGAGAGACAUGGAGUCUCCACCCCACUGAGAAGUCCUUGA